Microdochium trichocladiopsis is the source of this 417-nucleotide messenger RNA. RefSeq lists its product as uncharacterized. Lineage: Eukaryota; Fungi; Ascomycota; Sordariomycetes; Xylariales; Microdochiaceae. The record is from RefSeq and is a predicted model, not a curated record. Bases 1 to 417 code for a protein of 138 amino acids. The transcript has 2 exons.
AUGCCAUCUUGGCUGCCCAUGGCAUUCUCCAAAUCUCCCACCGGCCAGCCAGUGCUAUUGCUCCUCGCCCCUCCCACCUUCUCAGAGUCCCGUCCUGUGCCAUCGCCACCUCGAGCCAGCAACCCUGCCAGCGCAGCUCUGGAGGGCAGUCCGCUCACAACUCCAAGGUUCCCCAUUCCUGCCCAUGACUGUUGGUGGGUGGCGAAAAACAUGUUGGAGAGAGACCCUGCAGGUGCGCCAACAAAAGUGCCUUUCUCACUUCCAAACCUCAAGGUAGCUUUUGGCACGCCCAAGCUCGGGUGCAGGCCAGGACUCGCAUUCCUUGUAGGACCAGCUCGCAUUGGCACAGCCUUUGCGGAUAAAACUCCGGGUGGUGGUUGCCUCGCCACGCUUUUGCAGGGCCAAGUUCAUCGAUAG